Beta vulgaris subsp. vulgaris (sugar beet) is the source of this 1328-nucleotide messenger RNA. Its product is annotated as PLASMODESMATA CALLOSE-BINDING PROTEIN 3. The record is from RefSeq and is a predicted model, not a curated record. NCBI's taxonomy places the organism in Eukaryota, Viridiplantae, Streptophyta, Magnoliopsida, Caryophyllales, Amaranthaceae.
UACCAGUCAGUAGACAGGAGUAGCACUCACCUUUCUUUCUCUGCUCUCUCCACAAGUGCAUAGAGUGAGAUACAGAAUUAGAGAUAUACUCUUCUCUGGAUCUCCUCCUCCUCAGUCCUUUAUAACUUAUAAGUAUUUCUUUCUUCCUUUACCAACUCUUCUCGCAUACUUAUUCUCAUUCCUCCUAAAGUGUCGUUUAUAUUAUUAUUCUAUUUAUUUCUGCAGUAGUAUGAAGGUAGAGUACUAAGAGGGAAGACUGCAAAGGCAAAGGCAGAGCCAAAGUCCAAAGGGAAGGGAGAGUACGUUCAGCUGUAGCAAUUGGCCAACAACGAGCAAUUAGCAAUUAGCAAUUAGCAAUUAGCAAUUAGCAAUUAGCAAUUAGCAUAUGGAGGAGGGUCAUGAUCAUGGUCACAGUCUGAGACUCUCUGUUAAACUGUUCCUCCUAUUUCUGGCGCUGCAGCAGCAGGUGGAGUUUGGUGAGGGAGUGUGGUGCGUGUCUCGUAGCGGUGCCAGCGACGACGCAUUGCAGUCUGCUCUUGACUACGCUUGUGCAGCGGGUGCUGACUGUACCCCCAUUCAGCAAUCUGGACUAUGUUUCCUCCCUAAUACUCUUCAAGCUCACGCCUCCUACGCCUUCAACAGCUUUUACCACAAUCAUAUGUCUGCUUCUUCUUGUGACUUCUCCGCCACUGCCACCCUCGCUCAAACUGAUCCCAGCUAUGGAUCUUGCGUCUACCCUGCUUCUCCAAGUACUGCAGGGGGGAUUACAUCUACUACUACGGGAAACUCGCCAACAACAAACCCCUACGGAACAGGAUCACCGCUCACCCCCACCAUUAACACUACAUCAUCAUCAUCAACUAUUGGUGGUGGUGGUGGUGGUGGUCCUGCUGGAGAUGGAACAGGAUUCAACCCCACUAAUAUGGGCCCUCCAAUUCCUACAACCAAUGACUCAGGAUCUGCUCUUAAGUCUUCAUUAUUUCUAUUGGAGAUAUUGCUGUUUCUACUGCUUUCACUCGCCCUCAACUAAGGAGGAUAGCAGGGAAUUAAAUGAGAGAGGACUAUAACUUUUGGUUAUGCUUAGACAGAUAGAAAGCUCAACACAAUUUUGUUCGAAUCUUGGAGGUGUUGUACUUGUAUUGGAAAUUGGAAUGAACUCAAUUAAAUGGUAGGAUUUUAAUUUAUAAUAAUCUUGGAGAAGAUGUAGCAGCUAAAGCUACUGCAUUGAUGUGAGUUCUCUUCAGAUUAUGAUUAAUAGGUUAGGUUCUUAAUUUGUAGUACGCAUAUCACAUAUGCUAUGCUGAGAUUGUGAGUUAUGUUAUUAUGUA